Molecule: messenger RNA, 510 nt
Organism: Cephus cinctus (wheat stem sawfly)
Lineage: Eukaryota; Metazoa; Arthropoda; Insecta; Hymenoptera; Cephidae
Exons: 2
Coding region: 26-364 (112 amino acids)
Source: RefSeq, a predicted model, not a curated record
UUUAUUUUUUCCGAUUGGAAAUCGCAUGGAGACUAGAGUACAGGACGCCGAACGUAUACGGAAAAAUGCCGAAUUAUUGGUUCAAGAAUCGCGUACCGUUCGAAUAGCUGAUAGGCUACAGCGAUGGAAGCGAGAGCGACCGAACAUCCAAGAAGAGAGAAAGGAAGAGAACGAAAUCGCGAUGAGAAAAUUGAAAAUUUUGAGGAAGGCAACAGCGAGAUGUACGAGCUGCCAACGUGUCGAGAUUAUUUCAGGUAUGUCGGAACACUUCAACGAGGUUAAGAUAGAAACAUUCAUAGGAUUCUUUAGCUAUCAAUUGCCGAAUGUAAUCGUUGAUAUUUUUCAGUCUUAUUCUACACAGUGAAAGUGACAUCUGCCACAAAACGAUCACUAACAAUCAAGGACAAUGGAAUUAUCCCUCUGAAUGACGUAUGAUCAAAUGAUGAAACUGAUAGCACAGGGUCGACAUUGAUUCUUAUCUUCUGCAAUUCUUUAAAUGUCAAAAGUGAG